Chionomys nivalis (European snow vole) is the source of this 3684-nucleotide messenger RNA. RefSeq names its product interleukin 13 receptor subunit alpha 1 (gene Il13ra1). The coding region runs from base 77 to 1348 and encodes 423 amino acids. The transcript has 11 exons. The record is from RefSeq and is a predicted model, not a curated record. Gene Ontology annotation, biological process: cytokine-mediated signaling pathway. Gene Ontology annotation, cellular component: membrane; external side of plasma membrane. Gene Ontology annotation, molecular function: cytokine receptor activity; protein binding. NCBI's taxonomy places the organism in Eukaryota, Metazoa, Chordata, Mammalia, Rodentia, Cricetidae.
GGAAGUGGGAGCGAGAAGCGAGGAGGCGGAGACUGUGGCGGCUCCAGCCCGGCCGCGCUCCGAGCCGAGGGGCUGCAUGGCGCGGCCAGCGCGGCUGUGUGGGCUGUGGGCGCUGCUGCUGUGCGCCGCAGUGAGCCCAGGAGCCGCGGCCACAGAAGUUCAGCCACCUGUGACGAAUUUGAGUGUCUCUGUUGAAAACCUCUGCACAAUAGUAUGGACGUGGAGUCCUCCCGAGGGAGCCAACCCAAACUGUACUCUCAGGUACCUUAGUCAUUUCGAUGACAAACAGGAUAAGAUAAUUGCUCCAGAAACUCGCCGUUUAAAGGAAGUACCCCUAAAUGAAAAGAUCUGUCUGCAAGUGGCAUCCCAAUGUAGUACCAAUGAAAGCGAGAAGCCUAGUGCGGUGAGGAGAAAGUGCAUCUCGCCCCCUGAAGGUGAUCCUGAGUCUGCCGUGACUGAGCUCCAGUGCAUUUCGCACAACCUGAGCUAUAUGAAGUGUUCCUGGCUUCCUGGAAGGAAUACAAGUCCUGACACAAACUAUACUCUUUACUACUGGUACAGCAGCCUGGGGAAAGUUCUUCAGUGUGAAACCAUCUAUAAAGAAGGUCAACGCAUGAGCUGUUCCUUUAAACUGACUAAAGUAGAUUCGAGUUUUGAGCAGCACAACAUUCAAAUAAUGGUCAAGGACAUUGCUGGGAAAAUUAGGCCAUCCUUCAAAAUAGUGUCUUUAAUUUCCCGUGUGAAACCUGGUCCUCCACAUAUUAAACAUCUUUUCUUCAAAAAUGAUGUCUUAUUUGUGCAGUGGAAAAAUCCUCAGAAUUUUAGUAGCAGAUGCUUAUCGUCUGAAGUGGAUGUCAAAAACAGUCAAAAUGGACUACAUUCUCUUUUCUCUGUUGAAGAGGACAAAUGCCAGAAUUCAGAAUUUGAUCAAAACAUGGAGGGUGCAGGCUGUUUCAUCCUCCCUGGUGUUCUUGCUGACACUGUCUACACCGUCAGAGUAAGAGUCAAAACAAACAGGUUAUGCUUUGAUGACAACUACCUGUGGAGUAACUGGAGCGAAGCCCUGAGCAUCGGCAAGGAGUCGAACUCCACAUUCUACAUAACGAUGUUACUCAUCAUUCCGGUCAUUGUUGCAGGUGCGAUCAUUGUCCUUCUUCUUUACCUGAAAAGGCUCAAGAUCAUUAUAUUUCCUCCAAUUCCUGAUCCUGGCAAGAUUUUUAAAGAAAUGUUUGGAGACCAGAAUGAUGAUACCCUGCACUGGAAGAAGUAUGACAUCUACGAGAAGCAAUCCAAAGAGGAAACGGAUUCUGUAGUGCUGAUCGAAAACCUGAAGAAAGCGGCUCAGUGAUGGCGAGAACUGACUUCUGGUUUUCCUUCAAUGUGACCCUGUGAAGAUUCACUGCAGUCUCCGUCUGUUAUCCGAGGGCUUGCUAAAUAGAAAUCGAAACUACUGGACCCUUGAAGCACAGGCAGCUCCUAAGAGCCGUGGCUUUUUCAUGUCAGGUUUGCACCGAAAAACCCAAACUAAUGGAGCUCUUCAAGACGAGAGCAGAGCCUUUCUUGUUCUCGUUGACUCUUAAAAACAGAUGUCCUUUGCCAAGUGUCCAAACUAGAGGACAAAGAAAAGGGGACAAUGAGCAUGCGUUCUUCUUAUCAGGAGUCGUGAUGACUUCCUUAAAGAAUCUCUGCUUGCUCUGUAUUCUUUCUGUGGAUUAACACCAAGAAAUUUUACUUGUGAGGAAACUCACUUGGGGUGUGUAUGCUAAUGCUGAACUUGAUUCCCAGAGAACAUCUAGCAAACAAAACUGAUACAAUCUGCUGCCUAUUGUUCGGGAACCUACUGAGUAAUGUUUGUGGCGAUUAAAAUGCGCUAUUAUUAUCCACUUCAAUAGCAUUUCCCUCUGCCUUGAAUUUCCCAGAAGUCAUCUUGGCCACGGUGAUGACAUGUAGAAAAAAAACACAGAGGCAACUUCUCCACCAAGGCUGUUUUAUGUCCUGGCAGGAUUUUGUAGGAUAGUGGAGGCAGAAUGACCUAGUGUUAGAGCUGGAGUCAGGGAGUCUGGAAAGAUGUCUGCCCCACGUUAUUUCUGCUAUUCAAAUCAAGUAUGGACUAUGUAUCUAGCUUGUACUUGUAUCUAGUGUGAGGGAUGGGACCCCACUCCUGGGUUUAUAUAAUUUGGGGACUCCUUAUUUCUUAGUACUUUCUUUAUCUUCAGAUAGCCAGCCAUUUCCCAGACUUUUGAACUUCUCAUGGCCUGUGCUUAUUCCCUGCUAUGCCUACUCCUGCAUUCUCUUUCCUAUAGCCUUUCGACUUUUAGUGGAAGUGAGGGUACAAAUUUGCUUAGACUAUCUAGUGGAGCAGGGAAUAAUUUGCAUCUCAGGUAAAAGAUGAGUAUUCUGAACAACAGUGACUAAUUCAUACAGGUUUUUGCCACUUCCCUGUGAGCCUGCAAUUAGUUGAGGGUUUCGAGCAAUUGGUGUUUCUUUGUGUAUUUUUUAAUAGAGAUGAUGUCUUUUCUUCGCUUAGAAUUUAGGCUCUAUUUGCUUGAGGAGAAAAAAAGAUUAGUGUCUGUUUUUCUUUGUUUGUAAGAUAGGCCUUAGGAUGGCUAUUUUCCAUGCUGCAAAUGGUUCUGUCCACUCAAAUGUUCUGUGUUUUAUUGAGAGGGAGCCAAGUGGGGCUUCAACUAUGUACUAGAUUUUUGCAUAUGUUGGGUUUCCAUUCUGCCCCAUUCCCACAAUAUAUGCAUAUGUGUAUUCCCCCUAUUCCACCUGCUUCCCGUAAAUUCAAAACAGUGAGAGGUACCCCACUUCUCUUUCUCAUACCUACAGAUCACUAGCAAGGACUGAAGAACUUUAUAUCACAAAUUCUUCAGGCAUUUACCAGUUCAUGUCAAUAAAAUGAUGCUUCUUGCAUCUCUUGUCCUUAAGCAGGGAAGAUAAGAGACCCCUGCUCUCCACAGGCUGGGACAAAGGGGAGUCUUGCUUCCGUAGUAGUAGUGGCAGGAGAGGAGCACUGUGCCCUCACAUUUUAGGAAAUGAGGGUGCGUGAUGUGAUUGACUCAUGGGUGUCAUCUCCCAGUGCUCUUAUUUUGGGUGUCAGAUUGUUGCUGGGCUACAGGCCACUAGAAUGAAGAUCUAGCUUCCUGUAGAAGAGUGAAACCACUCCUUCCCCAGGAUUUCAUAGUUCUUGGAAGGAAAGCACCUAAAUGCCUUGCACAGGGCCACUUUUCCUGCUGGCCUGUGUGGAUGGUGAUGAAGAGAGCACCCAUUCUGAUAGUCAUGCAGCCUGGGAACAAGGACAGCUUAUUUUGCUUCCAACCUCCUCUUUCAGCAGUUCUGUAGCAAGGGGAAAGAGGAUAGUAAAUCAUAGGAAUACUUUUGUUUUAAUGAACAAGAAUAAUCUCCAGGACUUAGGAACUCUUAAUGAGUACAUUGCUUAUUGGAAACUUUUAGGUUCAUAUAUUAUUUUGACUAAGGCAUAUGGAUUGUUUUCACAUAUAUAAGUAAACCCAGCGUAAGGAGAACCAUUUCUUUUCUUCCAUUCAGAUAACCUUUUUCUGAAUCUGGGCACUGAAGGGAUACAUGAAAUAAUGUUAAUGUUUUUGGUAAUGUCUUCAACUAGGAGUCUUUCUGUUUAACUUCUUAUAAGAAAGUAAAAUAAAUAUUGUUUUUUUUUGUAUGUCA